GCCGCGAGCCGGGCCCGGAGCGAGGAGGCUGCGCCGCGCGCGCCGCGCGAGGGCGGGAGCCGGGCCUGGGUCGCGGGCGGGAACCGGCCGGGGACGCACCCGCCGCGCUGCGGGUCUCCUGGGAGUCGCGGCGAUGGCGGUGCAAGCGGCCCUCCUUAGCACGCACCCCUUCGUCCCCUUCGGCUUCGGGGGCUCCCCGGACGGGCUGGGGGGCGCCUUCGGAGCCCUGGACAAGGGCUGCUGUUUCGAGGAUGAUGAGACCGGGACGCCAGCGGGCGAGCUGCUGGCGGGCAACGAGGGCGGGGACAUGCGCGAGGCCACCCGCGACCUGCUCAGCUUCAUCGACUCGGCGUCCAGCAACAUCAAGCUGGCACUGGACAAGCCAGGCAAGUCGAAGCGGAAGGUGAACCACCGCAAGUACCUGCAGAAGCAGAUCAAGCGCUGCAGCGGCCUGAUGGGCGCCGCGCCCCCCGGCCCGCCCUCUCCGGGCGCCGCCGACACGCCCGCCAAACGGCCGCUCGCCGCCCCCAGCGCCCAGGCCGUCGCGGUCCCGCCCCACGGCAAGGCUGUCCCCCGGCGGGAGGCAUCGCAGGCCGCGGCGGCCGCCAGCCUACAGAGCCGGAGCCUGGCCGCGCUCUUCGACUCGCUGCGCCACGUCCCUGGGGACACCGAGCGGGCCGGGGGUUCGCUGGCUGCGCCCGCCGCCGGGCUCGGCGGAGCGGGCGCCGGGGGCUCGGGAGGGGAGGCGGCCGGCACCGCGGGAGGUACGGCGGUCCCCGGCGCCAGGAAGGUCCCGCUGCGGGCCCGCAACCUGCCCCCGUCCUUCUUCACCGAGCCGUCCCGGGCGGGCGGCGGCGGCUGCGGCCCGUCGGGGCCCGGCGUGAGCCUGGGCGACUUGGAGAAGGGCGCCGAGGCCCUGGAGUUCUUCGAGCUGCUGGGGCCCGACUACGGCGCCGGCACCGAGGCGAGCGUCUUGCUCGCCGCAGAGCCUCUCGAUGUGUUCCCUACGGGAGCCGCCGUCCUGCGGGGCCCCCCGGAGUUGGAGCCCGGUCUCUUUGAGCCGCCACCUGCGAUGGUGGGGAGCCUACUGUACUCCGAGUCCUGGAGCGCCCCGGGCUGCCCCCAGACCAAGAAGCCGCCCCUGGCUGCCCCCCGCGGCGGCUUGACCUUGAACGAGCCCUUGCGCCCCCUGUACCCCUCCGCCGCGGACUCUCCGGGGGCGGAGGAUGGGCCCGGCCUUUUGGCGUCUUUCGCCCCCUUCUUUUCAGACUGCGCCCUGCCCGCGCCACCGCCGCCGCACCAGGUGUCCUACGAUUACAGCGCGGGCUACAGCCGCACGGCUUACUCCAGCCUCUGGAGACCGGACGGGGUUUGGGAAGGGGCGCCCGGGGAGGAGGGGGCGCACCGGGACUGAUGGAGGGGUACCGUAGCCUCCACUUGGAGACCAAUGUGGGGAGCUCCCGCCCCUGGGUCUCUCCUAAGCCUAAGAACGCUGGGAAAGUGCACGUGGAGAUGAAACGAUCUAAAAAUAUUCACUUAAUAAACUUACGAAAAAGAAUUGAAGAGGAGUUGGGGGUGGUUUUAAUCACAGCCUCAAGUGUUUAAACAGAAACAAAAAACGUUGGUAGGUUCUUACUGGACCAGACGAGACGGGCUUUGGGAACUGGGGUGGGGCUGGCGGAAGGGGCAAGCCCUUCUCCAACUUUUCAGCAAAAGGUCAGUGUGUGUAGUGUGCUUGUGCCUUCCAAGCGGUGCGCUGGUCCCUCCCUUUCCUUCUCCUUUGAGUGCAUUAUGAAUUAAAGCCUAUAUUGAAAAGAAUGGAGCGAAGAUAUGUUA
Messenger RNA from Panthera uncia (snow leopard), 1836 nucleotides. RefSeq names its product family with sequence similarity 181 member B (gene FAM181B). The coding region runs from base 134 to 1414 and encodes 426 amino acids. The record is from RefSeq and is a predicted model, not a curated record. NCBI's taxonomy places the organism in Eukaryota, Metazoa, Chordata, Mammalia, Carnivora, Felidae. The transcript has a single exon.